CAAGACCAGAAAAACGAGCAAUCUUGCAUGGCGUACAACCAAUGCACAUACGGCCAUGCGCCUCCUUGGUCACCAGACAACAGAGGCAGCCAAAACAGCACAUCUUACCAACCCUCAGCCGUAUCAAGUUGGGCAGAAAGCCCAUUACAAAUGGCCAUUAUAUCAGAACCCCAAGGAGGAACUCAGCGUUGGGACUCACAAGCAUACGCAUAUGCAACUGCCAGUUACAAAACCUACGCUCCCAACGCCAGCUUCCAGCACCCCAUACCAGACCAAAUCAUACCCUCCAGCACGGCCUUUACCGGUACCACCUACUAUACAACUCUCACAUCCCAACACACGCCUACAGCAAACUCUCCAUCAUCUCAAGCACAUCUCCCCUACUAUCAGUACGUAACAACCCCCCCGUCUCCAUCUCCACCACAUACUAACCAUCUCCUCGAAACUCCUCUACUACCCACCACGCACCCCCUCCCCCAUCAACCUCCCCCAAAAUCCUCUGCCCCUACCACUGCGGCACAAUCCUAA
Messenger RNA from Bipolaris zeicola 26-R-13, 528 nucleotides. RefSeq lists its product as uncharacterized. The transcript has a single exon. Lineage: Eukaryota; Fungi; Ascomycota; Dothideomycetes; Pleosporales; Pleosporaceae. The annotation marks the transcript as partial. The record is from RefSeq and is a predicted model, not a curated record.